AUGGCCAUGGCCUUGGACCGCUACGUUGCCAUCUGCUACCCCCUGCAGCACUCCAGCAUCCUCUCCGUGCCCGUGGUGGUGACGCUUGGGAGCCUGGUGCUGCUGCGUGGCGUUGUCCUGGKGAUUCCCAUCUGCUUCCUGCUCCACAGGUUGUCCUUCUGCCAGAACACUGUCAUCUCCCAUGCCUACUGUGAGCACAUGGCGGUGGCGAAUUUGGCSUGUGGGGACACCAGAGUCAAUGCCCUUUAUGGCCUCUGUGCAGGCUUUUUGGUGGUGGUGUUUGAUUUGAUGCUGAUAUUUGUGUCCUACACCAUGAUCCUGCGAGCAGUCUUGAGGCUGCCAUCCACAGAGGCAAGGCUCAAGGCCUUCAGCACUUGUGCAUCCCAUGUCUGUGUCAUGCUGACCCUUUACACCCCUGCCCUCUUUACUUUCCUCACGCACCGCUUUGGGCAGAGCGUCCCUCACCACGUCCACAUAGUGGUGGCCAUUCUCURCCUGCUGCUGCCCCCCGUGUUAAACCCCAUUGUGUAUGGGGUGAGAACCAAGCAGAUCCGGGACAGAGUGGUCCUGCUCUUCCAGAGGAAGGGAAUCUGA
Nothoprocta perdicaria is the source of this 594-nucleotide messenger RNA. RefSeq names its product olfactory receptor 52L1-like. The record is from RefSeq and is a predicted model, not a curated record. The transcript has a single exon. Gene Ontology annotation, cellular component: membrane. Gene Ontology annotation, molecular function: olfactory receptor activity. NCBI's taxonomy places the organism in Eukaryota, Metazoa, Chordata, Aves, Tinamiformes, Tinamidae. The coding region runs from base 1 to 594 and encodes 197 amino acids. Gene Ontology annotation, biological process: G protein-coupled receptor signaling pathway.